Messenger RNA from Exophiala aquamarina CBS 119918, 2595 nucleotides. Its product is annotated as DNA ligase 1. Lineage: Eukaryota; Fungi; Ascomycota; Eurotiomycetes; Chaetothyriales; Herpotrichiellaceae. Bases 1 to 2595 code for a protein of 864 amino acids. The record is from RefSeq and is a predicted model, not a curated record. Gene Ontology annotation, molecular function: DNA binding; ATP binding; DNA ligase (ATP) activity. The transcript has 2 exons. Gene Ontology annotation, cellular component: mitochondrion; nucleus. Gene Ontology annotation, biological process: Okazaki fragment processing involved in mitotic DNA replication; DNA recombination; lagging strand elongation.
AUGCCGCAAUCAAAGCAGGCCACCUUGGGCAACUUCCUUGGAAACAAAUCCAGCGGCAACAAGUCCAAGUCUCAGUCUAUGCUGUCCUUCAAUCGAAAGUCAACCUCAAAAGGGCGGAGCCCGAACACAGACGCCGAAGAUGGUGAAAACGAUGCUGAGCAGACGUCAGCGAUCCCACCUCACGACGACGCAGGCGACCUUACACCUUCUGGAGACCCAGCCGCUGAGCACAGAAAUACAUCUUCCACACGAAAGCACAAGAAACCGAGUGGUGAGGCUGGAGAGGACGUAGAAGGCACAGAUGAGGAGCCUGUGGCCAGGAAAAGAAGAAAGACAUCGAGAUCCCAGAGUCCAGCGAGCGGCAAAGCUCAGUCGACGACCGCGGCCACGGGCACCAAAGUAACCAAAGGACCAUCAAAGGCAACAAGAGCCAUUCCAGAGGAUUCUGCCUCUUCGGAUGAAGAGAAUGUUUCCUCAGAGGUGGAAGAGCCAGCGUCUGCAAGCGAGGCACCGAAAUCCAAAACAAGCAACAAGAAGGUUCGCAAAGCGCAAACCACCCUACCGCUGCCUUCUAAAGAUCCAUAUCCUGACUGGAAGGCUGGAGAUCCUGUGCCGUAUGCGGCUCUAUGUACCACGUUCUCUUUGAUUGAGCUUACCACGAAACGACUUCAAAUUACGGCAUAUUGCUCCGCAUUUCUUCAACAAGUCCUUCGUUUGACACCACAUGAUCUGCUUCCAACUAUUCAGCUCAUGCUCAACAAACUCGCAGCCGACUAUGCUGGAAUUGAACUUGGCAUUGGCGAGUCAUUGAUUAUGAAAGCCAUUGGAGAGAGUUCGGGCCGUUCCCUAGCAGUAAUCAAGGCUGACCAUCAGAAGAUUGGGGACCUUGGUCUAGUUGCCGCGAAGAGCAAGUCCAAGCAGGGUCAGAUGUUCAAGCCGAAGCCCUUGACCGUCCACGGAGUCCAUCAAGGCCUUCUUGACAUUGCUAAGAUGGAAGGCCAAGGUUCUCAGGACCAAAAAGUACGAGCAAUCAACAAAUUGAUGGCAUCUGCAGACGCUUCGUCUGCCACCAAAACAGUCGACAUCAAUAAAGAUAAGGGUGGCCCUUCCGAAGCUAAGUUCCUCGUCAGGUUUCUGGAAGGAAAACUUCGUCUCGGUCUAGCAGAAAAGACGGUGAUCAUUGGUCUGGCACAGGCUGUCGUGAUACAUGAAUCGGCCAAGAAUGGAAAGACCGCCAGUCCUGAUCAGUUGGCUCGAGGAGAGGCCGCGCUCAAGACUGUGUACAGUGAAUUGCCAUCUUACGAGGUCAUUAUCCCUGCAAUGCUGGAGCAUGGUAUUUUUAAAUUGCACGAAAGUUGCAAACUCCAACCAGGAGUGCCGCUCAAACCUAUGUUGGCAAAGCCGACGAAAUCAAUUACGGAGGUUCUCGAUCGUUUCGAAGGUAAAGACUUCACGUGUGAGUACAAAUACGAUGGAGAACGAGCACAAAUCCAUUAUGUUGCGCCCGACUCCAUGGGUGAAUUCCCCGCAGCAUCAAACACACUUGUUAAAGAUCCGAAAGCAUUCAAGGGACUAGCAUCCAUAUUCUCCAGGAAUUCGGAAGAUCUGUCGAAGAAAUAUCCAGAUAUCUUGGAAAAACUAGACACCUGGAUCAGACCGUCCACCAAAAGCUUUGUCUUGGACUGUGAGACCGUUGCAUGGGAUCCUCAGAACAAGAAAGUCCUUCCGUUUCAACAGCUGAUGACCCGUAAACGCAAAGAUGUGAAAACUUCUGAAGUCACUGUCAAAGUCUGCGUGUAUGCAUUCGACAUGCUGUUCUACAACGGGGAGGCUUUGGUGAAAAAGUCCCUGCGAGAAAGACGGGAGGUGUUACAUGCAGCCUUUGAGCCUGUUGAGGGAGAGUUUGACUUUGCUCAAUUUGGCGACAGCAAAGAUAUUGAGGAGAUUCAGAAGCUGUUGGAUGAAUCGGUCAAAGCAUCCUGUGAAGGUCUCAUGGUCAAGAUGCUCGAUACAGAAGAGUCAGGCUACGAACCAAGCAAACGGUCACGAAACUGGCUCAAGGUCAAGAAGGACUAUCUGUCAGGUGUCGGCGACUCACUCGAUCUGGUUGUCUUGGGCGCAUACCAUGGAAAGGGUAAACGAACUUCUGUCUAUGGAGCCUUUCUCCUAGCAGCUUACAAUUCCGAGACUCAGAACUUUGAGACCGUUUGCAAUAUUGGCACUGGAUUUUCCGAGGUUGACUUGGUAGAUCUUCACAAGGAACUUUCGGAACAUUUAAUUGAAGGUCCCAAACCUUUCUACAGCCAUAGCACCGUCAAGAAUGAUCAGCCAGACGUCUGGUUCGAUGCUCGUUGUGUAUUCGAAGUCAAAACGGCUGAUCUCACGCUCAGUCCACGAUAUCGGGCAGCGAUCGACCAGAUGGGCGGAAAGAACGGGAUAAGUUUGCGGUUUCCCAGAUUCAUCCAGAGGAGGGACGACAAGAAACCUGAGGACGCAACUACCACCAGCGCUGUGGCUGAAAUGUAUCACAAGCAAGAAGUUGUGGCCAACGAAGGCAAAGGCAAAGGGGGGGUCGACGAUGACUUUGAGUAUUGA